GGGGCUCAGAUUCCUGUCAGCGGCGGCGGCGGUGGCGGCGGCCGUCAGUGUGCGCUGAGGAGAAGCCCGAAACGGACCCCUUGGCUCUCCGUCUCCCCUUCCCCGUGCGAAACCUUCUUCUCUCUGGACUCGUCGGGAGUCAGUUCUCCACUCCGCAGAGCUGGUCUCCACUCCGCCGCCCUUCUCGUCACUCGGCCGGGUGGGAAGUGACUGCCCUCGAGGAGGAGGAGGCAGCGGCUGCCGCCCUCGCCUCGCCGCCCCCGGUUCGGUGCCCGAGGAUCCCGGAGAGGAGGUGCCGCCGCCACCGCCGCUCCCCCCCUCCCGCUGCCCUCGGGCCGGGCUGGGUCGAGCUGCGAUGCCCUCGGACUUCAUCUCAUUGCUCAGCGCGGACCUAGACCUGGAAUCGCCCAAGUCCCUGUACUCGCGAGAUUCUCUGAAGUUACACCCAUCACAGAAUUUUCAUAGAGCUGGACUAUUGGAAGAAUCUGUCUAUGAUCUUCUCCCAAAGGAGUUACAGUUACCUCCACCUAGAGAAACAUCUGUAGCAUCAAUGAGUCAGACAAGCGGUGGUGAGGCAGGCUCGCCUCCUCCAGCUGUAGUUGCUGCUGAUGCUUCUUCAGCUCCCUCCUCUUCCUCCAUGGGCGGUGCUUGCAGCUCCUUUACCACCUCUUCCAGCCCUACCAUUUAUUCUACCUCAGUCACCGACAGCAAGGCUAUGCAAGUGGAGAGCUGCUCCUCAGCCGUGGGGGUAAGUAACAGAGGGGUAAGUGAAAAGCAGUUAACCGGUAACACAGUCCAGCAGCAUCCAUCAACCCCGAAGAGGCACACAGUUUUGUACAUCUCACCACCACCUGAGGACUUGCUGGAUAACAGUCGGAUGUCCUGCCAGGAUGAGGGGUGUGGAUUGGAAUCUGAGCAGAGCUGCAGUAUGUGGAUGGAGGAUUCCCCCUCCAACUUCAGUAACAUGAGCACCAGUUCCUACAAUGAUAACACUGAGGUACCUCGUAAAUCACGAAAACGAAAUCCAAAGCAGAGGCCGGGGGUCAAACGACGAGAUUGUGAAGAAUCUAAUAUGGAUAUAUUUGAUGCCGACAGUGCCAAAGCACCUCACUAUGUGCUUUCUCAGCUUACCACGGACAACAAAGGCAACUCAAAAGCUGGAAAUGGAACAUUGGACAGCCAAAAGGGAACUGGAGUAAAGAAGAGCCCUAUGUUGUGUGGACAGUAUCCGGUUAAAAGUGAGGGGAAGGAGCUGAAGAUAGUGGUACAACCUGAAACCCAACACCGAGCCCGGUACCUGACAGAGGGCAGCCGAGGCUCUGUGAAAGAUAGAACACAGCAAGGCUUUCCUACAGUGAAGCUGGAAGGUCAUAAUGAACCAGUGGUACUGCAGGUAUUUGUGGGCAAUGAUUCUGGUCGAGUAAAGCCACAUGGAUUCUAUCAGGCCUGUAGAGUAACUGGGCGAAAUACAACUCCCUGCAAAGAAGUGGACAUUGAAGGUACCACUGUUAUAGAAGUCGGUCUUGAUCCUAGCAACAACAUGACACUGGCGGUGGACUGUGUAGGAAUAUUGAAGCUGAGGAAUGCCGAUGUUGAAGCCAGAAUUGGAAUUGCUGGUUCUAAGAAAAAGAGUACUCGUGCCAGAUUGGUUUUUCGAGUUAAUAUCACAAGGAAAGAUGGCUCUACUCUGACACUGCAGACACCUUCUUCUCCCAUUUUAUGCACUCAGCCAGCAGGAGUUCCUGAGAUCUUAAAGAAAAGCUUGCAUAGCUGUUCAGUGAAAGGAGAGGAAGAAGUGUUUUUAAUUGGGAAGAACUUUCUGAAAGGAACUAAAGUUAUUUUCCAGGAAAACGUUUCUGAUGAAAACUCUUGGAAAUCAGAAGCUGAAAUUGACAUGGAAUUGUUCCAUCAGAACCAUCUUAUUGUGAAGGUUCCUCCAUAUCAUGACCAACAUAUAACUUUGCCUGUGUCCGUGGGAAUAUAUGUUGUUACCAAUGCUGGAAGAUCUCAUGAUGUCCAGCCGUUCACUUACACUCCGGAUCCAGCAGCUGGUGCUUUGAAUAUAAAUGUGAAAAAGGAGAUCUCUAGUCCAGCGAGACCUUGCUCUUUUGAAGAAGCCAUGAAAGCAAUGAAAACAACUGGAUGUAACGUAGAUAAGGUAACUAUCCUUCCUAAUGCCCUGAUCACUCCACUCAUAUCAAGCAGUAUGAUUAAGACUGAAGAUGUUACUCCAAUGGAAGUAACAUCAGAGAAAAGAUCUUCCCCAAUUUUUCAGACUACAAAGACCGUUGGAUCAACCCAGCAAACUUUAGAAACUAUUUCUAACAUAGCGGGGAACACAGCCUUUUCAUCGUCAUCUUCCCACUUACCUCCUGAAAAUGAAAAUCAGCUUCAGCCCAAGGCAUACAACCCAGAGACCCUGACAACUAUCCAAACACAAGACAUCUCACAGCCCGGAACUUUUCCAGCCGUUUCUGCUUCUAGUCAGCUGCCCAGCAGCGAUGCACUACUGCAACAGGCAACACAGUUUCAGACAAGAGAAGCUCAGUCCAGAGACACAAUACAGUCAGAUACAGUGGUUAACUUGUCACAGUUGACUGAGGCAUCACAGCAGCAGCAAUCCCCACUACAAGAACAAGCACAGACGUUACAGCAGCAGAUACCAUCAAAUAUUUUUCCACCGCCAAACAGUGUGAGUCAGCUCCAGAGUACUAUUCAGCAGCUGCAAGCGGGAAGUUUCACAGGCAGCGCUGCUGGUGGCAACGGUGGAAGCGUUGACUUGGUCCAGCAGGUUUUAGAGGCACAACAGCAGUUAUCAUCUGUUCUGUUUUCUACUCCAGAUGGUAAUGAGAAUGUUCAAGAACAGCUUAAUGCAGACAUUUUCCAAGUCAGUCAAAUUCAAAAUAGUGUAAGCCCUGGAAUGUUUUCCUCAACAGAGUCUGCUGUUCACACCAGACCAGAUAACUUACUACCUGGGAGGGCUGACAGCGUCCAUCAACAGACUGAAAAUACACUGUCCAAUCAGCAGCAGCAGCAGCAGCAGCAACAGCAGCAGCAGCAACAGCAACAGCAAGUGAUGGAGUCAUCAGCUGCAAUGGUGAUGGAGAUGCAGCAGAGCAUUUGCCAAGCAGCUGCCCAGAUUCAGUCAGAACUCUUUCCUUCAGCUGCUUCAGCAAAUGGAAGCCUUCAGCAAUCUCCAGUUUACCAGCAGCCUUCUCAUAUGAUGGGUGCACUGCCUACCAAUGAGGACAUGCAAAUGCAGUGUGAGUUGUUUUCUUCUCCCCCUGCAGUUUCUGGAAAUGAAACUUCCACAACCACCACACCACAGGUUGCAACCUCUGGCUCUACUAUGUUUCAGACACCAAGUUCAGGAGAUGGAGAAGAAACUGGAGCACAAGCAAAACAGAUGCAGAACAGUGUCUUUCAGACAAUGGUCCAAAUGCAGCACAGUGGGGACAGCCAACCUCAAGUAAACCUCUUUUCAUCUACAAAAAAUAUAAUGAGUGUUCAGAAUAAUGGUACUCAGCAACAAGGGAAUAGCUUGUUCCAGCAAGGGAACGAGAUGAUGUCACUUCAGUCUGGGAACUUUUUGCAGCAGUCCUCUCAUUCACAGGCUCAGCUCUUUCAUCCUCAAAAUCCUAUUGCUGAUGCUCAGAACCUUUCCCAGGAAACUCAAGGUUCAAUUUUUCAUAGUCCAAAUCCUAUUGUCCACAGUCAGACUUCCACAGCAUCCUCUGAACAACUGCAGCCUUCAAUGUUUCAUUCUCAGAAUACCAUUGCUGUAUUACAGGGCUCUUCAGUUCCUCAAGACCAGCAGUCACCCAACAUAUUUCUUUCCCAAAGUUCUAUCAAUAAUCUUCAAACUAACACAGUAGCCCAAGAAGAGCAGAUUUCAUUUUUUGCAGCACAGAACUCAAUUUCUCCACUUCAGUCAACAUCAAACACUGAGCAGCAAGCUGCUUUUCAACAGCAGCCUCCAAUCUCGCACAUCCAGACCCCUAUUCUUUCCCAGGAACAGGCACAACCCUCUCAGCAAGGUUUAUUUCAGCCUCCGGUAGCCCUCGGUUCCCUUCCUCCUAAUCCAAUGCCUCAAAACCAGCAAGGCUCAAUUUUCCAAACACAGCGCCCAAUAGUAGGCAUGCAGAGUAACUCUCCAUCCCAGGAGCAGCAGCAGCAGCAGCAACAACAACAGCAACAGAGCAUUUUAUUCAGUAAUCAGAAUGCCAUGGCUACAAUGGCCUCCCAGAAGCAGCCACCGCCAAACAUGAUAUUUAGCCCAAACCAGAAUGCAGUGGCUAGUCAGGAGCAGCAGAACCAGUCAAUUUUUCACCAGCAAAGUAAUAUGGCCCCAAUGAACCAAGAGCAGCAGCCCAUGCAAUUUCAGAAUCAGCCUACGGUUUCCUCACUUCAGAACCCAGGUCCUACGCAAUCUGAAUCACCACAGACCUCCUUGUUCCAUAGCUCUCCUCAGAUCCAGUUGGUUCAAGGGUCACCUCGGUCUCAAGAGCAGCAAGUAACACUCUUCCUCUCUCCAGCAUCCAUGUCUGCAUUGCAAACCAGUAUAAACCAACCAGACAUGCAGCAGUCUCCUCUUUAUUCCCCGCAGAACAACAUCCCUGGAAUCCAAGGAAGCACUUCUUCACCCCAGCCACAGGCUACUUUAUUUCACAAUACGACAGGAGGCACAAUAAACCAAAUACAAAAUUCUCCUGGCUCAUCUCAGCAGACUUCAGGAAUGUUCUUAUUUGGCAUUCAAAAUAAUUGUAGUCAGCUUUUAACCUCCGGACCAGCUACAUUGCCAGAUCAGCUGAUGGCCAUAAAUCAGCCAGGCCAACCACAAAAUGAGGGCCAAUCUUCUGUGACAACACUUCUUUCUCAGCAAAUGCCAGAGACUUCCCCACUGGCCUCCUCUGUGAACAGCAGUCAGAACAUGGAAAAGAUUGAUUUGCUUGUUUCAUUGCAAAGCCAAGGGAACAAUUUAACUGGCUCCUUUUAGUGAGAUAUAAAUUCCAUGAAGAAAGUAAUGGUGAUUCCAAGAUGUCCUGAGAACUGUGGUUCCGUGAAGAUUAUUGAACUAUUAUGAAGAACUGCGUUUUGAGUAAAUGUGGAUAGAUUUCUUGGCUGUAAGAGUACACCCAUGCUGCCUGUUGCAGUGAUUUGCCACCAAUGUGCUUUUUGUUUCUAAUAACAGUGAUGACUGAGAGUGUGUUUGGUUUUCCAGCUGACAAAAUUGUUGCUUUUGUCCUCUGUUCUUAACUGCAAUGCUGGGCCUCUCAGUUAUUAUUGCUAUUAGGAAAUCAUAUUUGUCAUGUUUACUUACAUUCUUACUUCCCUUCCUGCAUUAGUUUUCCUGCAUUAGUUUAGUCAAAUAGUGGCUUAGGACAAAGUAAAGUUCAGUAAUGACUAAGGCUGUGCUUUUGUUGAUGUAAAAAACAUGGCUGUUGGCCAAAGUGAAGGAGUUUCUUUCAGUUUUCAUGGAGAAGCUGAAGGAGUAGUUUAGCUGUAUUAAGAACUCUGCAGAUACAACGACUCCUCCCCCCACACACAAGCAGAUGACAUGCUUGCAAAACUGGGUACAGCUGGUAUGUUACUGAGUUCAUUUUUCAGAGAUUUGUUAGUUCUCUGUAUUUCUACUAAGGGAUUUAGCCAUAACCGCAUAAAAAUAUUUUGUUCUAUGAAAUGAAGGGGGUAAUAUAUGACAUGUUACCUUCUCAGAUUCUCCUCCAGUAGCUUAAACUGACAGAAUUUUGAGCCUGCUGUCUUCUUGCCCAGCAUCAGGCUAGUAUUCCCUUCUCAUGUGCAUCACCUGUAUUGUCUGCAGUUUUUCUUUGAAGUUUUAUUCAUAUCCUACUAGCUUUAUGACCCUGUAGGAAUUAGAGAAGGCAGCCACAUUAAUCCAGUGACCUGGCAGUCAGCAGCACAGGCCAGGAAUACUCUUUUAGGAGUUAUUGGGAUUUAAUUCCUGGGGAAAAAAACAAUUAUCUUUUUUUCUUCCAUGAACGGUGCUGUUCUGAAGUCUUCAAAAUUUUCCCUCUAAUGACAAAUAGCAGUAUACAUUUUAAUUUUACAAACAAGGCAAACAUAUAUUUCUCAAACUCUCAAUUCUCCCCGAGCUGCGUGACUAUUUACGUGUCACCUCAGUGCUUUACAGUUGAAAUGGUCACUUAUGUGGUGGUUCCCACAGCCUUGGGCUCUACAGGGUCAUAUCAUUGAUUUAAAAGGAAGAGCUAAUGUGUUGCAUCUACAGAGAGCAAAAUUACACACUCCAGAACUUGCAUUUGUAGCAUUAGUUGUAGAGUUUUGGGUGUCCUUGCCACCCGUGGGGUGCCUGCUUGUCACCACCACCUACAUCCGGACACAUGCUUAAGUCUCAUUUAUCUUCGGCAUGUGGAAAGUGUCAAUGCAGCGUUAAGCAUCGUGUAUGCAGCUUCUGUAUGGUGAUAUAUUUUGGAUUCCUGUUCAAUUCUUUUACUUUCUACGCUUUUAAAAAUUAGCCAGUUCAUGGUUGUUGCCUUUUUUCUUAGUUUUCCCUUCAUUUUUUUCUCCCCUGUCCUCCACAUGCGCUGAACUGUGUGGAGCUUGGUGUUGGUUUAGUUUAUAUGGCCAGAUUCCCCCUUGGGGACUCUUCCUUUUUAUUUGACUGUGGUUCUUGUCAUUUGCUUUUUCUCUCUGUCCUUCUCCCUCUGCCCUGGCCCUUCCUUUCUCUUUGAGAGGCAUUGGAUUACGUUUUCAGUAGUACAGGCUUCUUGCCAAUAUGAAGGGAACUUUCCAGAAAGAGACCUACUCUGGUCAUUUAAUUUUGAAAACAGUUUUCAAUCGUUCAAGUUUUGGAUGGUUUAUAUCUAAUGUGUGUUUCAUUUUUUUGGAAAGCUAUAUUUUAUAUUUAGGAAAUGGUAUACUAUUUUGCUAUUUGUACUAAGUGAGUACAUUGGCAUAAAUAUAGAAAUUUAUAUAUAUAUAUAUAUAUACAUAUAUAAACUAUUCUUUUUUUGCCACACAUUUUUGUGGUAAAUUUGUGAGUUUGUCUGAUGUUCUACCACAACGUGGCGUCUGAUAACAGUGAGGGGGGGGUUGUUAUGUCUUUCUUGAGUAUUUAAGCACCUUUUGAGGCAAAUGGCCUGUUUAUCUGUAGCCAUUCCAUCAGGCAGUUCCUCCAUGUUACUAGGGAGCUGAAGGCGACUUACUGUGUUUGCGGGAUCUUUCACUCAGCGAGAUGUUAAAGAGCAAGGAAGUUCAUUUGAGGCAGUGUGUCAAAUGGUGUUUGACAAGAAUGAGCCACUCUGUCUUUGUUCACUAUAUAUUUAAUAUUUUAUUAUUGUUGUUGUUCUUAUUAAUUGGCUUUCUGUAUCCUAUGCCUUUUAUUUAUAAAGACACUAAAAAAAACCAUGUUUGUAAUUUUAAUAACAUUUCCCCAUCUUUUAAUAUCCAGAGAUACUUUAUAAAUUCUCUAACCAAAAGUAUUUCCUCAAUAUCUCCUUUCUUCCCCCAGUUCCUAUAGGGAAAAAAUCACCCAACAUAGUUCGGGUUACAAGAAGGGGCAGCCACACAAUUCAGUGCUUCAGACUUAAAAAGUAAAACGGACACCAGAGUGUUGUCUGGAGCAUCAUAGAAAGCAGACGUAGCAGAUGGUAGGAAAAACAGAAGUCAAAGUUUAAAACCACAUUUACCCCUGAGUCUUCUGAAUUAUUUUGUGACAGCGUGUAGAAGACUCAGGAAGUCUUUGUUCACCAAGAUCAAGCUAGAAUGUUCGACACUACGUGCCAUGGAUGAAGUGGCAGCAAGAAGCCUGGUUUGUGUGGCGGCUUCUAGGCGUUGUGUACUAGCAGCUUAUCCUUAUAAAAUGCUGAUUGGCAAUGCCAAGUCACCGGGACCAAUUUCUGUUUUAUAAUGUUUAAGUUUAGAACAGAAUAUCACCUGAACUAUAGUGCUUUGAGUGGAUGGAGAUAGAAACUCCCAUUUUCGGUCUCCUCACCUCUGUGGUUAUUUAUACAAGGGCUGUGCUGUGCUACCAUAUUCCUGCUCAAAUAUGAUGGAGUUUGUUUGUUUUCUUACAUUGUUAAAUGUUCCUUGCCCCUAAAGGUCCAUGCUAAGUACAAUGUUCUGAAAUAUGAUUUGGUUACAAAAGGUAUUUGUCUUCUUAUCGAAGAACUAGCUCAGUGGUUGAUAUUUGUGCUAAGAGUGUGGCUUCCCAGUUACAAGUUACAGCUGCCAAUGGGAAGACUCGGUAAGCCAGCAAGGCCUUGGGAAUCAUGAUUUAUUAAAUUUAUAUCUGGCAGAAGGACCUAAAUAAACUGUGAACUACAUUUUAUUCCUUCGUUACAUUUGGCUCUUGCUUUCAGCAAUUCACAGAAAUGCUUGGAGCGUUCUCUCUCUCUCUCUCUCUCUCUCUCUCUCUCUCUCUCUCUCUCUCUCUCUCUCUCUCUCUCUCUCCUCCCUCCUCUCUCCCUACUCCCUCCUCCUCCCUCCCUCCCUUCUUCCCUCUCUGCCUUUUCUCCCUCUCCCUCCCUCUCUUCAUCUCUCCCUCUACACCCUUCCCUUCCUCUCUCCCUGCCUCCUUCCUCUCUCCCUGCCUCCUUCCUCUCUCCACGUGUGUGUGUGUGUGUGUGUGUGUGUUCCUUGUCAUUUCACACCAAAGAGAAGACAUUAGAUACUUUGUUCCUAAGCACUACUGUGGGCUUUUCUGAUUCUAGCAUAUUGUUCCUAUUUGGUAUUUAGCCAGUGUAGAUCUAUCUUACCCCAUCUCCUUAGACCAAGUGUUUAAAGGGCUUUUAUUAAUAGAAGCAGUAUUAACAAGAGGCCUCUUUCCCUCCCUCCCACUCUCCCAUCCUUCCUUGCCCCCUCUUUGUAUAAUAUUGUAAGUUAUAGUUUAUAAUUGCAUUAGAGUAGAUUUAUUGCCUGUCAGAAUUUUGACUAAUGUACCCAGAAAAAAUAGAAGGAAAAAUUGUGCAUAUGUCCCUUCAGAAUGAAAGGAUAAUUCCUUUUGACCUUUUUGAGUGUUUGUUUUUAUUUUUUCAGCGAGGUUGUACUAUGCUGCCCAGUCCUGGGCCUGCUGGUAUGAAGCACCUUACCUGGACCCCUUUUUUAAACCAGUAUAAAUGCUUGUUUUAGGAAAAUGAAAUCUGUCAGCAAAUAAAAACCUCAACUGAAUAAUUCUCUCUCUGUUUUUUUUAAUUAUUUUUGUAUUUUUUUUCUGUACACUGUCACUGUCUUCAGACAUACCAGAAGAGGGCAUUGGAUUCCAUUACAAAUGGUUUGUGAGCCAGCAAGUGGUUGCUGGGAAUUGAAUUCAGGACCUCUGGAAAAGCAGUCAGUGCUCUUACCCACUGAGCCAUCUCUUCAGCUCCUGAAUAAUUCUUUUUUUUUUCCCCUGAAUAAUUCUUAAAUUCAGCAGAGUUAUACUUAUUCCUAGGGCUUAGCCUGAGAAUUUUUCAUUUUCCUAGUAAAAUUUUUUGUUAUCCCUGUUUCCCGAUUUUUAAUUAGUUAAAAGUUAGGGGACACCUUGUGGCUUUACUUUGCAUCUCUAGCACAGGUUCUAACUCUAACCAAGAUGGCUUAUUAACCAAUGUAAAUUAUAUCUGCCUGCUUUUGGUUACCUGGAGGGGAUCAGUGAAGGAGAAAAACUAAUUCAGUAGACAUAUUAGAGGAAUAACCCAGGCCUUGGAAGUAGAGAGUUUGUCCCCAGCACCACCAAAAGGGAGAGAGAGAAAGAUGUUGGAUAUACAUGCUAGGAAGAGGAUCAGCACUCAUGGUCCAUCACACGUCACAUGGUAUACAUGCUAGGAAGAGGAUAAGCACUCAUGGUCCAUCACAUGGUAUACAUGCUAGGAAGGAUCAACACUAACCAUCUGUCAUACACACUAAGAGCUUUCCCAUCCUGCUGCUUUUGUCACUAGAGCUAAACUGGAAGUGGCAUUCAUGAUGCAGGAGAUUGACUCUUUUUAGUAUCAUUUGUAAAUUAUCCCAAUACCCUAAUUACUUUUUAAGUCUCUAUUUUCAUGCCAUUCAAAGCCUCAUAUAUUAAUAAAGUUCUGUUUUUACUGCUCUUGCUCUUUCAGGCAAUUUUUUACAUUAAUAUUUUAUAUGUAGAUUAAAUGUUAUAGAAAAGUGCCUUUUUACCAUGCCAGUGCCCCCUUCUUAAAACUCCACCUUCCACUUUUGCCAAAAUUAUGUGAAUUAUGUGAGUUAUGUUAUAUCAGGUCCCAAGUUGUACCUUUUCCAGGUGACCAUUCUUUUCUCCAUUUCUUGGUCACCAUGGAUGACAACUUUGUCAGUUCCUUUGACUUAAAAAUAAUAGAGAAAGUGCUUUGGCAGAAUUGCUUGGGAAAGUAAGUGCAUACUGUUCAGGCUUGCAUGAAUCAAGUCUAAUUUUCUCAUCCCAACAAAUUAUAGAUGGGUCUCGCCUGAAUAGGAAUAAAAAUUUGGUUGUCUAUGAGAAUUCAUGCACAAAAAUGUAUGCUAAAUGUUUUAUUUUUUUUUUAUGUUAAAUGUUUUAAAGGCACUACUCACAGCCUCUUCUCUGAUCCUAAUUAACUGGAGGGGGGGAGUGCAGUCACUAAAACAUAGGUUUUGUAAGGCCUGGGGGUAACAUUGAUUUUUUUUUCCCCUAAAUAAACGUGGCAAAGUAGUUUAUUUCUUAUCCAUAGGAACUUUAGUUAAUUGACUUUGGAAAACUUAAUGUCAGAAAAAACUUAGAAGUCCUUUGAGUCAUGGGAAAGCUAAAGUAAUAUCUUAGUGACAGAAGUGGAUUGAGCGUCCUGGUUUUUUCCAUUUUGUUUCUGAUCCAGCUCCUUGUAGUGGUGCUUAAAGAAAGGGCCGUCAGCAACAAAUGCAGACAGUAGUAACUGAAACUCUGGAACAGAACUGUGUUCCAUGCAGGUGUGUGUGUAACUCUUGGUGGACUGGAGACGACAUACUUAUGCAGUAUUUUUAAUACUCUAUUGUGCACUUUAAUCAUUCCAAACAAAGCCAAGAAUACAUCUUAACUAUUCAGAAUACUGCAUAUUUAUUUUUGAUAGAUGGCUUGGUGCGUUAGGUGCCUGCUUAUUUAAAGUAACUUACAAUAAGUGUGAAAUUACUAUUUUCUAAAUCUAAAGGACUUAAGAUCUUGAAAUGUAGCUAUAGGGAAAUGACUACACUUUGCAGACCAUUUUAGAAAUAGUCAAAUGUUUGACUGACUGAUGAGUAUGUUAGAGUGCUACUUAGAACUAUUCCCCUUCCUGUGUGUUUCAUGUCCGUUAUAUAAGAAUCCUAUAGUGUAUAGUUCCUACCCAUGUGGUUUAUGCAAACCAGUAUGGUCCUCUGCCCAGCAGCUAGCAUCAGUAUGUGCAGGGAACUAGUUAGAGGUGCACACUCUUAGGCAUUAGCCCAGGCAUACUGAUUAGAUCUGAAGAGGGGCCCAGCAGUCUGUCUGACCCAAGCUCCCAGGUGAGUCCAGUGCAUCUUUAGUUUCAGAGCCACUUGGGUGAGCUCGUCUAGUGAAAUCUAGAGAAUUUCUUCCCCACUCUUAAGAGAUAAUUACUUCUUCUUUAUGUAUAUUCAGCCUUACCUGGUUAUCUGUGAUCAUUUAUCAACAUAAUAAUUUAUUCUCAGUACUGCCUAAGAAAUGCAUGUGUUAUAUGAAUAUAUACACUGUAGUUAUUAAUAAUUCAUUUAACUUAGUUUGGCAUUUCCCUACCACUGUCUAAAAAGUUUACAUUAACUGACUGAUUUCGAUAUAUAGGUGCAAUGUUCUGUCUUUCUUUGUUGUGACAUUUACUUAGCUAAAAUAAUUGAUGGGUGCUACAGUCUCCUGUUUAUGCAUAACAUGGGUACAUUGUGGGCAGUGUAAUACAAGCUUUCUCUUUGUUGCCUCUUAAUUUACCAGCAGACCAUGGUUUUGCUCUGGCUAGACCAGCUCUCAGAACAGAAUUGCCAUUCCAUACCAUUUUUCUUGUUUCUGAGAUCUCAGAUAGAUGACUGGCCAGGCCAACAUAGCACCUUGUUUAAUUUCUUCUCUUAAUAGAUUCUUUUCAAGUAGCUUACUUGGCAUUUGAACACUGCAGUCAAGUGAUGAUUCUCCUUGGAACUCAAACUUCAGAUGAAGUACUUAACAAAAUAAUAAGCCAGUGCAUUUUAUAAUUUGGGUAUCUCCCUUCUCAGUCGUGAGCAUAUUAAUAAAUACAAGCUAAGCAGGGUUUUUUUUUUCCUUUAGAAUUCAGCACUUCCAUCAUUAAUCUUCCUUCCACUGUUUACAAAUCACUGAUGAGUUAACUCAUGAAAGAGAUAUUCACUUUUCAGAAUAAAACUAAAUGAAUACUUGCUUUCUGAGAAUCACUGCUUUUGUUCCACACUAGCAGUACUAAGUGGCUUACUCUUCAAACUGGUGCUGGAAAGUAAGUAGGCAAGUUGUUGGGAUGCUGUAGACAACCUCCCUUCCCCAUCUGUCACUGGAUCCAGAGUAUUCUACACAAUUUAUUUAACCCAGGUUUGUAAUACCUCUCUUAAAGAUCCUGCAUUCAACCUAUGUCACCCCUACCUGCUCUCUCACACUGGUCCUUCCUCUCCCAGAACCCACCCCAGCAGUAAUAAUAUGCAUGGUGUGUAGGGGUGGCCUAUUGUUACUCUUAGCUAGUGAGCCUCAGGAACGCUCAUACAUAACUCAUACAUAACCCCAGAUGCUUGCAAGUGAGUUGAGAAUCAAACUUCUGUGACCAAUAAAAACCUGUCCUGGUUGGAGUUGGAGCUCAGUGAUGGGGCCUGUGUAUACACAAGGGCAAGGUAGGUGUGAUCCCCAGUACCAAAGAGAGAGAGCAAGAUAGACAGAGAGAAGGAAAAGAAAGAAGGAGCUGUCCUGCACCGAAGUGAUCACAGUUUCACUCAUUAGAGACCUUCUGCAGUGCUAUUGAACUAACCCCGUCUAUCUAAUGAAUGUAUCUGUUCACCUUGUUCCUCUACGGUAAGCUCCAAGGGAUUGCUGCUUUCCUGGCAACUUGACUGAGUUUCACUCUCUACUUUUACUUUCUGUUUUAAUGAGUAACGUGGAAUAUUUCAUUAACAUGUUCUCAAGUGAUUUAGCUGCCAUUCUGCCAUUUUGAGUUGUGUUUAAUUUUAUCUGCUUGAGCACACUGAUCAACCACUGACCUGCCUUCUUGCAUUGUCCUGCAGUGACGUAAGGGUGACAUUGUGUAUAUGGCUUCAUAGUUGGAAUUUCAGAGCACUGACACCAGAUAUUCUCAGUUUGUUCUCUGGGGGAAUUUCAUUUGCAUCUAUGUUUUUAGCUAUCUGUGAUAACUUGUUAAAUAUUAAAAAGAUAUUUUGCUUCUAUUGGAACAUUUGUAUACUCGCAAUUAUAUUUCUGUAAACAGCUGCAGUCAAAAAUAAAACAUUGAAAGUUUUCA
This is a messenger RNA of Apodemus sylvaticus (European woodmouse), 13376 nucleotides long. RefSeq names its product nuclear factor of activated T cells 5 (gene Nfat5). The record is from RefSeq and is a predicted model, not a curated record. The transcript is spliced from 15 exons. Gene Ontology annotation, molecular function: transcription factor binding; DNA-binding transcription factor activity, RNA polymerase II-specific; RNA polymerase II cis-regulatory region sequence-specific DNA binding. Bases 356 to 4996 code for a protein of 1546 amino acids. Gene Ontology annotation, cellular component: transcription regulator complex. Gene Ontology annotation, biological process: cytokine production; calcineurin-NFAT signaling cascade; regulation of transcription by RNA polymerase II. NCBI's taxonomy places the organism in Eukaryota, Metazoa, Chordata, Mammalia, Rodentia, Muridae.